This is a messenger RNA of Lobosporangium transversale, 1684 nucleotides long. Its product is annotated as Prenylcysteine lyase-domain-containing protein. The record is from RefSeq and is a predicted model, not a curated record. Gene Ontology annotation, biological process: prenylated protein catabolic process; prenylcysteine catabolic process. Bases 1 to 1605 code for a protein of 534 amino acids. The transcript has 5 exons. NCBI's taxonomy places the organism in Eukaryota, Fungi, Mortierellomycota, Mortierellomycetes, Mortierellales, Mortierellaceae. Gene Ontology annotation, molecular function: prenylcysteine oxidase activity.
AUGCGAACCGACUACCUGUCUAAGGUCAGUGCUACAGUCUUGGCCUUCCUCUCACCAUCUUCCUUCCGUCUUUCAAGUGGAGAAGCUUCCCCAAAGGAACUCGUCCCUAUCAAGACUGUCGCUAUAAUUGGUAGUGCGGGCGCAGGGGGCUCUUCAACUGCUUACUUCCUAAACAAGUUCCUGCAACCUCCUCAAAUUAAUCGUAAACAUGACCACAGUAUCACCAUCUUUGAUCAAGAUGACAAGAUCGGAGGCCGCUGCACAGUCUUCCGUGUCAGUGAUUAUCAUCCAGACCGCAACGGUACAGUGCAAAAGGACAAAUACAUUGAAGUUGGCGCAAGUAUCUUUGUCAAAGCCAACUACAAUUUAGUAGAUGCUGCUAAGCAAUUUGGACUCAAGACUGAGCCUUUAGCAGAUGAAAUGAUGGCAAUUUGGGAUGGAAAAACAAUCCUUUUCGAAGAAAGUCGGUGGAAGUACUGGUCCGUUUUCAAGGGUUUCAGGCGAUGGGGGUUUUCGCCCUUUAAGCUUCGAGUAAUCAUAUUAAAUACCGUGAAUGACCUAUUAGAAUUCUAUGUAUCUCCUGAGACUUUUGACUCCAUUUCUGAGUUCGCUCGACGGUUCAAGCUGGAUAAGCUCGCGUCUAUAAUGUCUGAACAGUUUCUUGAAUCAAGCGGCAUUAGCAAGCAGUAUGCAACUGAGGUAAUUGAGGUCGCAACUCGAGUCAACUAUGGAUCUAAUCUUCACGAGAUCCACACCCUAGGCGCCAUGGUCUCUAUGGCGGCCAACGAUGCACUUCGAGUCCAAGGUGGCAACUUCCAAAUAUUUGAAGGCAUGGUGGGUCAUAGUAAGGCCCAUGUUCGGCUGAGCACUAAAAUUGCACGCGUUCGACGGACCAAACCAGAGUACGAAGGCGCUGAUACUAAAUUCGAAGUCAUUACCGCUUCAGGACAAAAGCAAGUCUUUGAUAUAGUUGUUAUUGCUGCACCUAUUCAAUCAACCAAUAUUGAUUUUGACCUGGACUUGCCUCCCCUACCCGAAGUGGAGUACCGAACAAUCUAUGCAACAUUUGUCCGCGGCCAUGUCAAUCCUGCGUACUUUAAAGUUCCACCGACUAAAAAGCUUCCAGCCCAUAUCCUCAGCACCAAUUCAGAAGACGUUGAGGUCACGUCCAUAAGCAUUCAAGCUAAAAUGAGUAAUGGUGAGACUGUCACCAAGAUUUUCUCGCCCAAGCCAAUUCAAGAAGAACACUUGGAUCGACUAUAUUUGAAUCGAACAUGGGUCAAGAGCAAGAUUUGGAAGGCAUAUCCAAAACUCCACCCGCUUGAUUUGGAUAAUGAAGACAAGGAUAAAAAGACAUCAGUGGAUCCUUUCUCUGAGAUCAAUACAAACAACGAACAAGUGAUCCUUAAGAAGCGGGAAGAAGAGAAGGCAAGAGCUUCAUGGGGCCAGAUCGAGAUUGUUCCGGGUGUAUUUUAUGUUAAUGCGCUCGAGCCUCUCAUUUCGACUAUGGAGACAGAGACUAUCGCCGGAGAGAACGUUGCUAGACUUGUACGAGAUCGUAUUCUCGGGUACUGUCCCGUCGAAAAGAUAACCAAGAGAAUGUAAAGACAAAAAAUGCAUAGUUAGUUUGUAAAUAUUCUUGCCAUACUGCAAUAUACAUCACGUGGUUAUCCUAGUGACUGGC